Messenger RNA from Cetraspora pellucida, 462 nucleotides. The record is from the annotation of a GenBank genome assembly. NCBI's taxonomy places the organism in Eukaryota, Fungi, Glomeromycota, Glomeromycetes, Diversisporales, Gigasporaceae.
AUGCAAGAUAAAUCAGUUCUAGCUGAAAUGGAGUUUAGAAACAGUUUGAACAGACUGACUUUAGAUACCCUAAGGGUACUUUGUUAUGCAGAAGGCCUAUCUAGUUUAGGGUCUAAGAAGAAGCUAGUAGAAAGGUUUGCAUCUAGAACAUUAAGCAAGAUUAAAGGUAAAGUUGUAGAGAUAAAUAAUGUUGGUUAUUUAAAUGAGGAACUUGAUAGCCAAGUUGAAGAGAGUUUUAGAGCAGAAAAUCGCAACAAUUUGGAUAAGAAGAAGUUGACAGAAGAGAAGAGAUAUAUGUUACUAGAAAGGUCUCUAGAAAAAUCCUUACAAGCUAUAUUGUUAAAAGCAUUAGAGAAGUUAAAGCAAAAUCUGAAUGGGAUAGGAAAUCAGGAUGAGGAUAGAUUAUGGCCAGAAGUUAAGAUGAAUAGGUUAAGAGAUCAGUUUGAAUAUGAUAAGUGGUGA